Meleagris gallopavo (turkey) is the source of this 1621-nucleotide messenger RNA. The record is from RefSeq and is a predicted model, not a curated record. Lineage: Eukaryota; Metazoa; Chordata; Aves; Galliformes; Phasianidae.
GAGUCCCCGAGAGCCAAAGAAGAUGUCGCCAGGGGUCCCGGCCUCAGCCCCCAGCCCGGCAGAGCAGGGGCUGGCACCCGAUGCAACACGCUGGGACCCCGAGGUGCCCGGUGCCGACCCAGCCGACCCCGGCGAGACCCACAUCAAUGGGGCUGAGCCCCCCCGGGUGCUGGUGAAGCAGGAGCCGAAGGAGGAGGCGGCAGCGGCGGUGCAAUGUGAGACGGAUGGGGAUGAAGCGGCCAAACCAGAGGCCAACGGGGAGCCUGGGGCUGCCCAAGCCAACAGCCCACUGGUGCCGGGUGGCCGCUCCGAGGCUGGGCACCUCCUGCUGCAGAAGCUGCUGCGGGCCAAGAACGUGCAGCUGUCAGCGCAGUGCCCAGGAGAGCUGAACGGGCACGCGGAGAACCGGGGCACCGGGAUGGAGCCACGGCCACAACCGGUGCUGCUGGGCCGGGAGGACCCUUCCAUCGCCCGCAAGCCGGCGGCUGCCAAGCCCAAGCGGGUGCAGAAGGGCAACGAGCGAGUCCCGGCUUCCCGCAAGAAGCUGCGCAAGGAUGAGGGGCUGCGUCCUGGGGAGGCUCUCAUGAAGCUGAAACAGGAGCUCUCUCUGCUGCCUCUGACCGAGCCGACCAUCACAGCCAACUUCAGCCUCUUCGCACCCUUUGGCAGCAGCCCCAUCAAUGGGAAGAGCCAACUGCGCGGCGCCUUCGGCAGCGCAGUGCUGGACAGCGUGCCCGAUUACUACUCCCAGCUGCUCACCAAGAACAACCUCAGCAACCCACCCACGCCGCCCUCCUCGCUGCCCCCCACGCCACCCCCCUCCGUGCAGCAGAAGAUGGUGAAUGGUGUCACGGCUGCUGAGGAGAUGGGUGAGCAGCCCAAGGACGACUCUGCCCGUGAGCCCCAGAAAGACACGCCGGCUGUGGAGGUGAAGAGCGUGGACCUGCUGGCAGCUCUGCCCACCCCUCCUCACAACCAGACUGAGGAUGUCAGGAUGGAGAGCGACGAUGACAGCGAUUCCCCCGACAGCAUCGUCCCUGCCUCGUCCCCUGAGAGCGUGCUGGGCGAGGAGCUGCUGCGCUUCCCUCUGCUCAGUGAGGCCAAACCGGAGCUGGAGGAGCGUGUGCUGUCCCCCAUCAUCCCCAUCAUCCCCCGAGCCAGCAUCCCAGUGUUCCCCGACACGAAGCCCUUUGAAGCCACGGAGCCCUUUGGGGCAGCACCCCCAGGGAAGGUGGGGAUGGCCGGCCCGGGUGCCCCAUGGGAGAAGGGCAAGAGCAGCGAAGUGUCCGUCAUGCUGACGGUGUCUGCAGCAGCUGCCAAGAACCUCAAUGGGGUGAUGGUGGCCAUGGCUGAGCUGCUGAGCGUGAAGAUCCCCAGCUCCUAUGAGGUGCUGUUCCCCGAUGGCCCCGUGCGAGCGGCUGUGGUCGAGGCUAAGAAGGUGGAGACGGACGUGGCUGGGAUGCUGGGUGGCAAAGAGAAGGUGGUGCUGGCCGGGAAGGUGCCAGAGAGCAGCUCUGAGUGGCUGAAGCAGUUUGAUGCGGUGCUGCCAGGGUACAGCCUGAAGGGCGAGCUGGACCUCCUGACGCUGCUCCGACAGGAGAGCCCCGUGCCCGAGAAGACC